AUGGGCACAAUUGGGCGCCCAAUCCUACGAUUGGCCCCAUUGACAUCUUCUCACCCAGCAGUACAUCCAGUACAUAUUCAUCGGGUGCAAGCCUACCAAUGCCUUGUUGAUCGAACGCGUCGUCCUACUGUACAACCACGCAUAUGGAUCAACGCGACGCGGGCUGCAACUCGAAGAGGCGCCAAAACCCAAGCUACUGUCAAGCUGCAAGAUCUUCCACAAGGUGUCAUCAAGUUGGACGCGUAUGAUGAUGGAGUUGAUGAUGCGCCCCGGUACCCGACUGUGGUUCAAGGACACCGUAACAACAUGCAAAAGUUCAAGAAUUGUGUGAUUCUGACCAGGGUCGGGGGCUUUUACGAGCUUUAUUUUGAGCAAGCUGAAGAGUUCGCCCCGUUGCUUAGUCUGAAGCUAGCAUCAAAGAAAACCACCGCGGGGCCCGUCCCUAUGGCUGGGUUCCCCUUCUUUCAAUUAGACCGUUUCCUGAAAAUUCUUGUCCAGGAUCUUAACAAAUAUGUUGCUAUCAGUGAGGAGUUUGCCCACGAGGCGGAAGGCAAAGCUCGAUCCGGAGGCUUAUUGUUUGAUCGGAAAGUGGCCAGGAUUGUCACACCAGGCACCUUGAUUGAUGAAAAGUUCAUCGAUCCCUCCGAAAACAACUUCUUGUUGGCCAUAUACCUAGAUAUCCCAGCCCUGGAAUCCCAAUCGGAACAGCAUGUCGAUCCUCAGUCCUCGCAGCAUAUAUUGUCCUCCGUGCCGCAACGCGUAGGCUUGUCGUGGUUGGACCUAUCAACGGGGGACUUUUUUACUCAACUGACAACGGCACAAACACUACCGUCCGCUAUUGCUAGGAUAGGAGCUCGCGAGAUACUUGUUGAUCAGAAUGUUCAAGAUAUUAUCGGGCAAGAGCUGCAGCAGCUAGUCGGAAAUGAGCAUCGUCUUGUCACAUUCUUUCGAUACCCGGAAACAUUCGCACCUAUGUCGGAAUGGGGCUCCAUGCUUGAAUCUCCAAUCCCAGAGGAAACGCAUGCCGACUUCACGCCGGAAGAAGUAGCUGCGGGGUAUUGUUUGUUAGAAUAUAUUCGGGUGCAGCUGCAAGGAUCAAAUCUCAAGCUCCAGCCUCCGCGUCGGAGGCACCUGGAUGAGUCGAUGAGUAUUGAUCGCAAUAGCCUGAGAGGACUAGAAAUGCUCGAGACUGCGCGAGAUGGUUUUGGGAAGGGAAGUUUGCUUCACGCUGUACGCAGAACUUCUACCAAGAGUGGUGCUCGUCUUCUGCGCGAUCGACUUACUUCUCCAUCUACGUCACUUCAGGCCAUCAACGAAAGGCUAGACCUCGUUUCAAUUUUCAUCGAAAGCGAGGAUCUUCGGGAUAGCGUAGUACAAUUGCUAAAGCGCAGCUAUGACUCACAACGGCUGGUGCAGAAAUUUGCGAUGGGCAAGGGAGACCCGGAUGAUUUGAUCUGCCUGUCCCGGGCCGUCGAGGCCUCCAAGGGAGUCAAACAAGUGCUUUCCGACUAUGAGCGAUCAUUAUCUCCCGAAACUGCUUUGGAUGCGAAAACCAGUCUUAAAUCAAUGAUCUCACGCCUUUAUCUUGAAGGACCCAGUGCGCUUGCUGACAAAAUCCUCGCUGCUAUUGACGAGGAGGGCCUCCUCCAACAACAGCGUAUACAGGAUAGCACUGCUGCUGAAGUAGCUAGCUUGGCACAAGAAGUCACCAUCAACGAAGGUACUCCGACUGACCUAGAGUCACUUCCCAAAAAGGUCAGAGCCAAGAAAAGCGACAAGAUGGCACCCGAGCCAGAGGUUGGUUUGAUGGAAACAUGGAUUAUGAGACGCAAUGCGAGUAAGGGGUUAAAUGCACUUCAUACGGAGCUGGAGGGUUUGUUGGAUGACAAAGUCGCGUUAAUCAAGCGACUUCGCGAAUAUGUCGGAUCCUCAGCCCUUAAUUUGAAGUGGACUCCUGGACUGGGCCACAUCUGUCACGUUAAAGGGGCCAAAAUCUCGCAGGUAUCUCUAGAGGAAUUGGGCGUCACUCGAAAUGUCUCGUCAACCAAAUCUACGCGGUCAUUUUAUCUUCCUGCGUGGUCAGAACUGGGAAACAAAAUGGACCGCGUCACCGUACGAAUUCGACAAGAAGAACAAUCGAUAUUUGAGCGUCUACGCCGCGAGGUUAUUCUGAACCUUGUCAAAAUCCGCCGCAAUGCAGCUGUCAUGGAUGAGUUAGAUGUCGCCUGUUCUUUUGCCACGCUUGCUCAAGAACAGCAAAUGGUUCGGCCUAUCCUGAACAAUGGAACCUCACACAAGAUCGUUGGCGGAAGGCAUCCAACUGUCAAACUCGGACUCGAGGAGAAGGGCAGAUCUUUCGUGAGCAACGAUUGCUUCCUUGGCGAGCAAGAAAGAAUCUGGCUCAUCACUGGCCCAAACAUGGCCGGUAAAAGUACCUUUUUGCGCCAGAAUGCUUUGAUCACCAUCCUCGCCCAGGUGGGCUCGUACGUGCCAGCAGCAUACGCCGAAAUCGGAAUCGUUGACCAGAUUUUCAGUCGCAUUGGAGCAGCAGACGAUCUCUUCCGUGAUCAAUCGACCUUCAUGGUGGAAAUGCUCGAGACUGCUUCCAUCCUGAAGCAGGCUACCCCCCGGUCCUUUGUUAUCAUGGACGAAGUAGGCCGAGGCACUACACCCGAGGACGGGACGGCUGUCAGUUUUGCAUGUCUUCACCACUUGCACUAUCACAAUCGGUCUCGUACACUCUUCGCCACACAUUUCCACGGCCUGGCAGACAUGACGCAGGAUUUUGAACACCUGGAACGUUACUGCACCGAUAUUAAAGAGACAAGUUCCGGUUCCUUCUCAUUUGUUCAUCGCCUUCAUAAAGGUGUCAAUCGCGAAUCGCACGCGUUAAAGGUCGCUCAACUGGCUGGCCUUCCUCGUGCGACGAUCGAGUUGGCAACGAGUGUGCGCGAAGCAUUAAGGAAUGAGAUCCCUCCACCACGCCCCAGUACACAAUGA
Messenger RNA from Penicillium verhagenii, 3000 nucleotides. RefSeq names its product mismatch repair ATPase MSH1. Gene Ontology annotation, cellular component: nucleus. The transcript has 3 exons. Bases 1 to 3000 code for a protein of 999 amino acids. Gene Ontology annotation, molecular function: ATP binding; mismatched DNA binding; ATP-dependent DNA damage sensor activity. NCBI's taxonomy places the organism in Eukaryota, Fungi, Ascomycota, Eurotiomycetes, Eurotiales, Aspergillaceae. The record is from RefSeq and is a predicted model, not a curated record. Gene Ontology annotation, biological process: mismatch repair.